AUGGACGAGGAACGUAAGCGGCAGCGUCGGCCGCGCGCCAAGCACCUGCAGGGGUUCGGUGUGGACUGGCGGAGGCGCGGGUACCUUUGCGAUGACGGCCUCAGCACUACCGACGACGAGGAGCGCACGCGCUUCUCUCAGAACGGUUGCAGGGCGGCGCGCUCCGCCUUGCUUCGCCAUGUCGACCGCGAUGGCCGCAGGGAGACCUCGUACCAAAAGAAGCGCUUUCGGGGCGAGGUCGGCGGCUGGGGGCGCCACCGGGGCGCAGGGUUUUACGACCCUGGCCUACACGCGCCACGCUCCCGCGAGGAGGAGGAGGCGAAUCUUCGAGCCGCCCUCACUGCGUCUCUCAACGACAACGUUCGUCCCUCGCCCUCUUCGUUGCCCUCUUCGUUGCCCUCUUCGUUGCCCUCCCUCGGCCCCGAGCUCGAGCCGCCGCCUCCACCGUUUGUCGAGCGUCAGUUGCUCUGGCAGCACCGUUCCUGCUCGCCCUGGGGCUCACUCGUCUUCAUCGGACCUCAGUGCGGGAGCGGCAGUGGCGGCAGCGGACCUGCUGUGAUCGAUGACACGCGGGCGGAGAACGCCGAGCCUUUCGCCCACCCGCUGUACGAAGAGGUGCCCUGGCCCGGAGCCUUGCCGGCCGACCGCGACGCACUCGCACGACGGUACCAGCGAGAGGCGGAGGCGUGGUCGAGCUGCGCCAUCACCGCCGCGGCUGCAGCUGAGCGUGAGCUCCUCGGCCUUCUGAAAGCAAAAUCGACCUUCUUCCCGGGGUCGCUGCCGAUCCGCGAGGGGGAGGAGAAGUGUCACGCUGCCACCAAGCUGGCGGCGACGACGGCCAGCGCAGCGGCGACUGCCAUCUCCCGCCUCGCCGCCUUGCCGCCAUCAAAGGCGUUGCCGCCAUCGCCGCCGUCCGACGCGUUGCCGCCCGCCGUCGGUCCCUCUUUACUCGCCUACGCGGCCUACUCGUCGCUUCGCGGAGGGAGCGUUCCCGACGGACUUCCGCCGUACAUGGUACGUGCGGCGGAGGGGGAGGAGGAGGGGCAGAAGGAGGAGAAUCAGCAGUGGGAGGAUCCGGAGGACGACGAGUGGGACGAAGUCUCGGAGGACGAGCCGGAGGAAGAGGAGUCGGGGGCUCACCUCGGCGAGGCUGCUGCCGCACUCGCGGGGCUCGGCGCGGCGGCGGCGGCGGCGGCGGCGGCGGCGGCGGCGGCGGCGGCGGCGGCGGCGGCGGUGGCGGCCUCGGAGUUUGUGGACUUCGACGUCAGCGACUCGGAGGAAGAGAUCGAGGCGCCGUGUGCCGUGAUCGAGGAGUCCGGCUUCCUGGAUCAGCUCGACUAA
Emiliania huxleyi CCMP1516 is the source of this 1341-nucleotide messenger RNA. RefSeq lists its product as hypothetical. The record is from RefSeq and is a predicted model, not a curated record. NCBI's taxonomy places the organism in Eukaryota, Haptophyta, Isochrysidales, Noelaerhabdaceae. The transcript has a single exon. The coding region runs from base 1 to 1341 and encodes 446 amino acids.